GAUCUUGGGAAAAGAGAAAAAUCUGAAUAAGAGGAACAAAAGAGGACUAUCUGUACUUAAAAAUGUGGGAUUUCAAGCAUUCUUUGUGGUUUGCUUACUUGAUUUGCAUCACUGGUGGGAUAUAUGGCCAUCAACGACCGAACUGCGAAUAUCGAUCGAGAGAGAAGGUACUCGUUUGCAAGGAAAUAAUCGAUCCGGAACGGAUCGCCCAGAACAUUGCUAAAUCAACAGAGCGGAUGUGAGUAUCCCUUUAAUUUGAUUUAACGUUCUGUUCAUGCCUGUUUUAGCCGGUGAUGAAUAUAAUAUGUAGUGGGUCUUGCCCGCUAUAUGUAAAUGAUGUGACUUGCUUCGAGAUGAGACAGUAAGCAGUUCAAUCGUUCAGCUUUGUGUUCGUUAAGGACCAAAAGCCAGGCAGACAGAGUAACUGAAAAUUAAAUUUGUGUCUUGUAACUUCCAUGACAUCGUGGUUUGGAUCCUCGAUGUUUUGAAUCGCAUUCAUUAACUGCAAUCAUAAACCUACUUGGGAACCAUCAAUAACACAGUAUGAAUGAUGUGAUAUGUUACCAGAAUACUUGCUACUACGUUUGAUACUCGUUGAUUGAACGCCAAACUUAAGGUCUGAUAAGCUGCCUCUGAACCAUAUUUCACCUGGGAAGACAUUUUACUGUUUUCGAGGUUGCGAAUAUUGCGUAGUGAAUAAUACCGAAUUCGAGGUCACUUUUGAAGUUGAUGAUUACGCAACUUAAAAUGAGAGGCCUUGUUUCAAUAACCUUUCCUAUUGACAGCAUUUCAGCAGUUUUAAGGUGAACCGUAUUUCGAUUUCGAAAAAAUUGAAAGCAAGCGACGAACUUGAUCCGCGGACAGCAUUCCUCUUCCUCUCUGGCAUUUCCGAAAUAUUUUCUGAGCGAAUCUCACAGUACUGCUAAGGUGAAAAAAAUGAUGUGCUAGGUAAUAAUUAGAGGCAAAUCACUAACAGAUAUCGAGUUCGAGUUGAUUAGAAUUUUAUUUUUCGAUCUCUCUUCGAGAGAUUUUAUAGAUUUUGACUCUACGUACAAUCACUUCCUUGUGUAGUUAAAAAUAGUACUUAUGUCACCGUCUGCGCGCCAGGGUUGUCAAAUGUCGACCUAUUGAUUUUGAGCUUUUUUGUCAAUAAUAUUUUUUGAAUUAUUUCCAUGUACGCGAGAUGUAGCUGCUGGGUAUUAGAGUGGAUUAUCUCUUAUGCUAAUUUUUUUUAUAUGUUUUCCUGGCGAUAUUGAGUUCGUUACUUCUAACAAUAAUAUUAUAUCGGAAAGACUGAAAUGGCAACGAAUGGCUUCAAAACUUUUGUUCGCAUUUAGUUUAUAGCAACAUUGUGUCGCGCACACAUCAAUGUAGAUUGAAAAUGCGUAAAAACAUUGAUAAGUUCGAUUACUAUCGGGACGGGCAGAAGAAAUUAAGAAGAGGACACUAUACGUGUAUUUGCUAGAGUGGCAGACGGCUAUCGCUUUAACUUUGACCCGUUGCCAACUCGUUAAAGAUGUCUACUUUGACCGGUUGGCAAUAUUGAGUUCGUAAUAAAUUCUAACCCCAUAUCUGAAGCGUUAGCAACAAAUUGAUCUCAAAACAUUUAUGCACAUUAGGUCUUACCUACAUAGUAUUUUGGAGACACACGUGCUAUUAUUAGAGAUGAAAAAAUGCGUUUUGGACCGGUGGGUUUGACGGGAAGUAGUAAAGCUUGUCUUAUUUGAUCGCGAUUUAGAAAACCCGUUUAAUGUUCAGACCUCAAAAAAGGUUUAUUUUUACCAGUUUGGUUUUACCCCGUAAUAUCAACACCAAUACUCUGGAUAUAUACACGAAGUGCUAUUAAUAAAAGUUGCUAAGAAAUUGCCUGAAUGUUAAUUUUGCGGUCCACUGCAAUCUUCUUUCUUCUAAUGUUGUUUUGUUUCCGGUUGGAAUAACAUGGUCAGGAGAUGUGAAAUUAUUUUAUUGAUCGUAGGAACGCAUUAUCAAGAAUACAUCUACUGUCUGUAUAUUAGUUUGAACAGAAAUAAGACUGGAAGCCGCGAGCAUUUUUAAUUAGUUCUCUUCAAUUGUGGAUUUUUAAGAAUGCGGCUUAGUGAUGCAUUUCCUUUCUUCGAGUAUGUUUAUUUGUAAUGUCGCUUGGUGUUGUGCGAAAAAAUAUCCUUCCGUGUUCGUGACCACAGAUUAUGUGGAAGUUUUAGGUUCUUUAUAAUCAUUGGUUUCAGCAUUUGCGGGUUUAGGUCAAUUCGAAGACUAGUUAAUUUUAAAAACUUCAACCGCAAACUAUUAUUAAUAGCGGUAGCCAUUCAUAUUGACAAAUUCCUUUCGUGACAACUCCUUGAAAAGUCCGUUUCAUUUUUCUUCAACUUUGCAAAGGGAAGCUUUGGUGUUAGGGACAACUUAAAAAGGAAAAUUUUUUUCUUAAGUCCUAAGAUGGCUUCUAAAAGUACAUGAUACUUUCGAGGGUAAUUGUGGAAAGCUUGGUCCUAAACUUGCAAAUUUUGCUUGUGUUGCGUGUACGAUUUUCUCGAGACAGAUUCGAAUGGAAUCGCAGAGGGGAACCUUUUCUCGGAAACCUCUUAAGAUAAAUGUGAUUUUGGGACUUUUUUCGGAAAAUGUUUCAUUACCAGUUUGUUAAUGGAACGAAUGUUUAAGACAUUAGUGGAGGACUUUCAUGUUGCCAAAUCAAGAAAUAGCCUUCAAAGAGCCUCGAAAAUGCGUGGGUGUUAAAUUAAAGAACGUCGUUGACUGAUCUCAAACUGUCCCUGUCGACGAUUGUUAUUCUAAAAAACAGUAAGGUUAUUUAUGUCAAUCAUUUUGUAUUUUGAGCACCGUAUUGUUCUUCGGUAACGCUGAAAGUGAAAGUAAUUUUGAUUUCAAUGUCUGGUAACGAAGCCGUGUUUUAUCAUAGAAAUAACGCGUGAUUUUCAAAAAUGGAAAAUUCGAAUUGAUCUCAUUUAUGCACGUCAUUUGCAUGCUCUGUUUUUGUUGUGCGUGUUUUGAUUAUCGCUUUAUUGUAUACUUCAAGAGCUGAGUCAUUGCUGUUGUUUAUGACGCAUGCAAUUGACGUACAGGUAUAUUUCUUUUGUUUAUCUAAUUGCUACAAUGACUUUCAUUUUUAUUUGCUACGAGUCGCGUGUUACUCGCGAGUGAGUCUCGCUUGGUGCGAUUAUCUAGCUAGGUUGCGUGGUUUUAGUUUUCUUUAUAGCUUAAAUUUAUUUUUCUUUUUUCUGUGAUAUGGUAAUGUAACUAAAACUCGGAUUACAACCAACACUAAGGUAACAGACAAUGCAACUGAAGAUAGAGUCUUUUCGAAAUUUCUUCAGCGGUUUAUUUAUCUCUAUAAACUUUCAUUUGAGAGCCACCUCCUUGAUUCACCUGCUCGAUGACACUGCACAAAAUUUCAUUCUUAGGAAACUUAGGUAUAGAGCGAAAAGAAAUCAUGAGUUGCACCGACAAUUGCGCUAAAGACACGAAACAACGGCUGCUCGUAGUCGUAGUCAGUUUGGAGAAGAAGAACUCGCAAAUUGCACAAAACAGCCAAAUUUGAUAUCAGUCGAACCCUUGGGGCCGUUUCUUGAAAGUCCCGAUAACUUUACGGGUCCGAAGCCAUGUUUUAAAAUAUAAAAAAAAAAUGUUUACAAAUGUCAGGAUAAUAGAGCGGGUUUUAGCUCAAAAAGUAAUAAUUUCCAUAUAAUUUCUUGAUAUUUCUCUUGUUUGAUAAUAAAAGCCAUCGAUAUGUUGAUCUCAAUGUACACACGACCUACAGAAAUAAGCUCCUUGGGAUCGAUAAUUUACUGGGUCUAUCGAGAAACAGGCUUCAGAGACCCGUUUCACAAAGGCCCCAGUAACGUACCUGCGAAGCCAUAUUCCAAAUGAAAAUUUAAAGAACAGAUAAGCAGGUUCUGGCACCUCAACAAAUCCAUUUUGUCUUCUUUUAGCUGAUAGUUUUGUCAUUUGAAACCUCCUUCCUGAAUGAAAACAUGACGGCUUUACCGCCCGUUAAAUUUCUGUAAUCUACGAGAAACGGGAACCUGGAAGUAAGAUUUUAGAGCGAAACAUAAGGCUGUAUAUGAAUCACACGGAUGGUUUUUUGGGUAACGCUUUAGAUCGCGAGGGCCAUGGCAUGCCUAUGACCAAAACAGGGUUUACAUUUUCAUGCAGUUGUAAAUAAAAUCGGCUGAUUUUAAAUAUUGCCUCAAAUUUUAUCCCCCAGAGUUUUCACGUCAGAUUCUUUGGCUUGUGACUGUUCUUUGAAAACGUUGUUGGAAUGGAAGGAAGAAUUAUCAUCGGCAAGAAAUGUUGCCCUAGAAGGAAUUUGUUCUUCUCCAAAGUACCCCUUAGGACGAUCCAUAGGCAGCCUCUCCUCCACAGACAUUUCAUGUGGUAAGUGCAUUUCUAUAAGAGUCGGCCAUGACUGACAUAUCCUGGAAUGUAUCAGUACUAAAAUUCAGGUUGAUCUUUACAGACAAGCCAUUUAAUCCUCUGUACUUUCCUUUGAACCUUUCGUACAGUUUUAGUUUCUGGAAUUUGUUGAUAAGUCACAAUGUUCUUCACUCGAUGACUUUAUUCGUCCUCGACGCAUGUUUCGUUGAAUGCGAAUUGAUUCACCCCAAGGGAAGAAAGAGUCCAAUGCACUUUGUUUCAAAUACUAUCCCAACUAAGUUUGGGGAUUCUGCCACCGGUUAACGAAAUUAUACCAAAAUACAUUUAAAAAAAGGGUAAAGAGUGAAGUCUACGACCUUUAAGUGUAGGACCUUCAAAGACGUGCAAGGAAACCCGUCUGAAGUAGGCAACAACUGACUAAUUAAUUCACUGUUGAUUCAUCAGCGUUUCUAACCCUUUCUUUCCUUUUUUCAGCGGGUGCUGAUGAUGCUUUGCUUAUACGCAAGAGACGAGCUGGUAAGGAACUCUUGGGUCAUAAAGUGUUUCUGUCGAAAAGACCUCGCUCUGAUCCCUCGAGUCACACCUAAUUGAGUAUUUUGCCUUGUCGUUGCAGUGUGAACAGAAAUUUGCGUUGCACUAGUCUUGCAAAAUGGAAUGUGGAGAACUCGAAUAUGAUUCCUUUUAAAUGACUGAAUAUCUUUUAUUAGUACUUUUUUCCAAAAAUAUUUCCACUCAUUUUUUUUUUUGUUCUUGUUUUUCUUCAGCUGGUGAAGGCCAACAACCGAAUGCAAACAAAACUUAUAUACCAGGUAACACGCUUUGAUUGUAAUCUCCACUGCCUUUAACCUUUUAACUCCCGUGAGUGACCAAGACGGAAUUUCUCCUUACUAUAUAUAUACAAUAUCAUGCAGACAAGUGAUGAGAUUAAAGAAAAAUGUCAAUCAUGGGAUUACUAAUUGAUCCGAUACCAAAUUCUCCAGACUAACAUAUUGAGAAUCGUUUUGCAGACAGUAAGGAGAAUUAAUGAUGAGAUCUUGGGAGUUAAGGUUAAAUGUUUAUCCUUGAGUUUAUCUUCGCAGGUGUACAUCAGCUCACUCAAUCGCGGAAUGAAAGUUUUGUUAAUUUUUGUUUAUUAACACAAAAGAAUAUUGUUUCAAGAUGUCGGUCGAUUGCACGGAACGUCCCUCAGCAAUUUGUCACAUUUCCUUGACAGUUCAAAUAUGACACCAAGUUGUGCUCCUAAGUGGAGAUAAGCGUCUUGGAACACAUUUAUGUUGUUUAUCGGGAGGGAGGUCCGUAUGGGAUAAAAUUGUAUUCAAGACCGAGGGCAUAGUUCUUCCCAUGCGGACCGACCUACACUAGUAUAAAACUUUUUCUUUUUGCCAAUGGUUUGCAUUUUUCCAAUUUGUCUGAAUCGUGGUCCGUCUUUUAAAAAGAUGGAGUGGUUACGAUUAGCCAAACCGAUUCGAGGAUUUACGGUUGCGGCCCGGUGAGAUGCUUCGGGAAAAAAUAAACAAAAUAAUCUGGCUGGUUGAAACCUUACUCCGCAUUCCACAGCAUUAAAGUAACCUUCCGUUGAUCGCUUUCUCCUUUCAUGUAAUUUUUAUACUUUUUUUAAACUUUAAGAUGCACCCCUAUGGCCGUGUGACUUUGAAGAAGGAUUUUGCCAGUGGUUUCAGUCACAUAAUGGUGAUUUUCAAUGGAGAAGAUACAAAGGCGAGACACCUUCCAUGAAUACUGGCCCAACUACGGAUCAUACCAAAGGAAAUGGUGAGGAAAAUAACAUUGUCUCUAAACAAACCAAGACUUCAAAUCUACUCCAAGAGUCUACUGAAUUUAUUAUCGAAACGUUUAAUUUACCAUUAAAGAACUUGCUAAUACGAUGAACAUGUAUCUGCUGUGCUUCGUUUUCCUGGAACAUUAAAAGAUCUAGCAACCCGAACAAAUGAUUUUAUCCGAAGUCCAUGAUGUUAAACACGAAGCCACUGCAUUUCCCUAUCAGUGCACGAGUUAGAUAUAAUAGUUGGACGUCUAAAUUUGUUUCCCGUUUCUUGUAUUUCACAGCUGAUGGACAUUAUAUCUACAUUGAAACGUCUCUGCCUCGACGGCGUUAUCACAAGGCGAGACUAGUUAGCCCAACGUUGGCCCCCGUGAAUCCAAAUACCACUUGCCAGGUCAGUUAUUAUUCAUCUGUAAGACUUUUCAAUUGGAGAUGGUUACUAAUCCGGAAUUAAGGGGAGCAAGUUUCUAAAGAAACUGUGGUGUUGCGUGGGGGGUGUGGCCAUCACAAAAUUAUUUGGUUUUAUCAACUGGCUUGAUAGUGUAAAUUAGAAAUUGUAAAGAUUUUAUCAAGUUGACGUUUCGUUAGCCCCUCGUCAGAGUGAAUGAGCUAAAGAUUAGAUCUGAUUCGGUUGAUUUUGCUUAUCUGCGCUCUGUGAUUGGUCGGGAAAAUUUACGCGGCCUUUCCAACUAAUCAGAUUUAAGACCAAAAUCAAUCGUGAAUUGGUCACAAGCGUUUCUCCCGUGUCAUGGCAGUUUUUUUUGUUAUGACUCUGAGUUCUUAUCGGCUCCUUAUGAAUUCCAACUUCAGAGACAGAGUCGAUGUUGUCGCAAAAUAAGAACUCCGAAAUGGCAUAGCAAAUGUGUAAACAUCCAGGUGACGGGAAGUUUGAUUCCUUUUUUUUCUCUUCUCACUUUUAUCAGCUGGAUUUGUUUAUCCACAUGAAAGGUCUUCACAUAGGUGCACUCAACAUCUACCAACAACCAGUCGUAGGUUUUCCCGUCAAGAAACUGUCACUCACAACAAACCAAGGUCCCGACUGGUUUAAACGGCAAGUUCAGUUCGACAGUGACACGGAAUUUCAGGUUUGUAAAAACAUGUCAAACAGAUGUGUUUGAAACAUUAAGUCAUAAUCACUGAGAAGGGAAUUGAUCACUGAAAGACUUAUGAUAUUUUUUAUUGUCUCUGGGAUUUGUAUGUUCUGCAUGACCCAGUCUUAGCGUUUCUAAUGAUGUAAGCCAAAUAAUCCUCCAAACUCCACAAUUGCACAGUUGGCCUGUUUUGCGUGUCAUUUUCAAAUCACACACUUGCGAUUCGCAUUAUUGAACGUGAUCAAGAGAAAAGAGGAGGACAGAGAUGGAUGCUCCUGGCCUUAUUUUCUUUUGACAGGAUUAAAUCUUAUUUAAAUCUGCAGUACAACUGAGUAGAAAUCAACCCCUAAAUAUCAAACUUGCUCCCUAUUGCCCGAUAAUGAAAAACUAUAAGCAACAAGACGAAGUUUCCUGGAGUGGUUUAUAAGAGUGCCAAUGUUGUUUUCAUUCAAAUCGCUUUUGCUUACUUCUAAUUUGUGGUUAGGCAAAGUUUAUUGCAACUUUCCACCCAAAUUCUAUCAGUUCUUGCAGACUGACAGGAGAAGUCAAUGUACUCGCAAAUUAAGAGAUUUUAAGUGAGUUGAUUUUUGCCUGCAGGUCAUAAUUGAAGGGGUACGUGGCGCUCAGUACCAGGGAGACAUCGCACUGGACGAUAUUUCAUUUACAGCUGGCUGUGAAAGACUAGGUAUGCAAAAAUGAACCACCCUCUUAUCUGUUUCUUGUACUUUAAAAAUGUGCAUUCAGGUUAGUGUGAUUGUUUUAACCUUGCCAAGCGGCUCGGGCUAAAAUGACUCUGAGUCGGGUUCAAAAUAUACUUAUGCCCGCGAACAUAAAUUCUAUUGUUUUAUUGCCAACGUUUUACCUUUAUUACCAAACUUUUGGUUUAGAAAUUUAUAAGGUACAUAAUACCUAAAAUAAGUUCACGUUCAACACUGCAAUUCUCAGUUUGCAAGAUGGAUGUAAUUGAAAAGAGAGAGAAGCAUUCUAGAAUGGAAUCACCUUCUCAUCUUUUCUCUCCUAGCGCCGGCCUAUGUGCGUCUCGUUAAUGGUUCAACAUUCAAUGAGGGCACGGUAGAGGUCUAUCACCAAGACCUAUGGCAACCAGUUUGCAGUGACGGUUGGAGCCAAUCAGAGUCCUUCGUUGCUUGCAGAGAACUGGGAUUCGAAAAUGCAUCAACAGAAGGUAAUCUCUGUUUUUGUCGAUACAUAAGCUCUUAAAGAUAAAAUUUUUGUGAGUUACAUUUGGUUAAGUGUUCAGCCACUCAAAGUAGACCUAAGCUUUAACUUCAGGGAGUAACCAGUAAUUUAUUCCUCCUUACAAUGUUAACUAAUUAUUCAGUAUGUAGGUGAUGCGAGUGAAUUAGGAUCAUUACUUGAUUCUACAGUGUUUUAACAGUAGUGUGUCGCACACAGUGAGGUUAAUUGAUAUUAAGGUCUAGAGAAACAAGUCUGAAUAAUCGAAAAAUCCGGAUAAUCAAGAUUUCUCUAUAAUAAGUUAGCUGUGGGUUUUUCGUCGUCGAUACUGAUUUUAUUCGCUGAGCAGACUCUCACUUAUGUCUUUUGUUAAUCCUUUUAGGUACACCGCUGAUCGGCAUGUUCGCUGGACUCUCCAACGUUAGUUGUAAAGGCGAUGAGACGUCAAUCAAAGAUUGUUCUCUUGGAGAGAGUUCUAAGAACGUAACUUGUCCUAGUAACAGCACAGUUACAGUUCAAUGUGCAGGUAAGAGCGGUACUUCAUUUAGUGGUCUUUAUCUAUCUUGGCUUAUUCAGUCGGCGGAUGAAUUGUAGAUGACUGUAUUUUUAGAAUUGUAUUGUUCCGCUGUGAUGUUCAGUUUUUCUCCACUCAUCUCAGUCCUUAUAUAUCCUAAAUGUCCGUCUUCUAAAUGAAACUGGCCUUAAAUCCGCCGCAGUUAAUGUGCAAAAGCAAUGAAAAUUUAUUUAAACAUUUUAAUGCGAAUUUUCUUUCCGUGGUUAAUUCUUUCUUCAUGAGGAGAUUUUCUGGGUUUUUUUUUAUGUAUUUAUUUUUGAAUAUGUAUUUCCUUUUUCCAGGUAUCCUUCCUGUAUGUCCCUUAAAAACCCAUUUCCAUUGUCCGGUGGAUGGCAGCGGUAACAAAGCGUGUAUUUCUCGGGCUCAACUAUGCGACUUUACUAAUGACUGCUGGGAUGGCUCUGAUGAAAUUAACUGCCAAAAUUACACGCGUUGUGAUUUCAACGACACAAACAUCUGCGGCUGGCUUCAGGCUAAAAACGACCAAAUGGACUGGACACGGCACAAAGGCAGUACACCAUCCAUCUUCACAGGUAACUUGAGAUGACAGAUAGCGUGAAAAAAAUGUGCGGCUAGGCGCUCCUCGUCUCGCGUGGAAAUGGCCUUUUGCGCUGUGCUAGCUUUUUCCUCUUGUGUGCCCUGCUCGCCUUGAAAGUUGCCUUUUCUGCAGGCUGUAGGAAUAUUUCAGUAACAUAGCAACAAGCAAGGUCUGCGUGUCAUGUUUCCCUCGUCAAGUUAUCCAUUGGCAAGUUUGAAAUUCUUCCAUUGAGAAGUUCUCACGCCACCGGCAAGUUUUCUGUCGAUAACUUUAUACCGUUGACAAAUCAAAUUUCCUUUUCGCCUUUCACCUUAAGAUUUUCUUUAACAAGGUAGAUCUAGAAUUAUAAGCAAAGUUCCCUGGUAUGAAACUUCAGUGAGAUGCCCAAAGAAAAGGUUGUUACGGACGACAUUUACUAUUGUAGCUGUUGAUUACCCACAUGGUACUUGUGUAUUGUGUACUUGUCUGGGGUAUAAUAAUAACUUUUUCCCUAAGCGGCUGCUAAUGGUGUGACAGAGGGAUGUGCUACAAAAGGGACCCUAAGGCGCAACACACACACGAAAGCCUGCUCGCAGCCAGGCGAAACAGACGGCGGUAACAGAUAAUAUCGGCGGCGGUAGACCGCCGGUAACCAGCUUUGGAGGAAACCCCUACCGUUUACGACAAAUUUGCUAGGAAUAAACCAUAGCCGGGAUUAUUUCGCAGUUCCGUUGUUUGAAAACUUUAUACCUAUAUUUGCAAUUCUUUCUUAAAGUUAUUUCUUGCUGGCUGAAUUUUUAACGUGAACAACAAAGAACAUAUGUCAAGGUUACUUUUGUUUAAAUUUCAGGUCCAUUAGCUGAUCAUAACGGCAAUGCCAAUGGAUAUUAUUUAUACAUGGAGGUGUCUGGUCGACAGGGUGGUGAAAAAGCCAGAAUACUCGUCACUCCGCGUUUUCGAGGUUGAUGAAUAAUUGCCUAAUCAUUCAGUGUUUAGAUGCCUUUUGUCUACCAUUAAAAUAUCCUGUAUUUCCACAUUUCUAUCUUUGUAAAUGAUUUACCAAGUAGUGCAGUUGUUCAAGUUGAUAAAUUCUUGUUUUUACAUUUUAUUGACUUCACAGGCGAUAACAAUGGUCUUUGCAAGCUUCGCUUCUACUACCAUUUGUAUGGAUUCGGGAUUGGUACUCUCCGUGUGCUAGCUGCUGACCGGUACUCUCAGAGGACGCUGUGGACGAAGUCUUCUUCGCAACUUAACGAUUGGGGUCGCGCUGAAGUGCCCUUGUUUAACAUGUCAUCCUCGUUUUAUGUGAGUUCUUAUACCAGCAUUUAUUGAGAAUUCCUCUAUCGAAAUUAAUCAUAACUAUUUCGUUGCUAUCUCUCAGACUGUUUAUCAAUUGGCAUAGGGUCGAAAAGAGCCUGGUAAAGACUGUAAGAAAAGACUGUAAGGCUGUUGGCCUCAUCUUUUUCAGCUUUUCUUAUGGGGGAAAGAGAAGGAAUCCACACGCACGAUUAGAGAACGUAGACCUGGCGGGCAUGAUAUGCAUUUUAUGGCCGGGAAGGGGGAAAAUCAGGGGAUUGAUAUCAACAACAAGGGUGUAUAUCCUGUUUUAUUCCUUUGACACUGCUGUUUCACCGUCAUGCAGAUGGCAUAGGUCCAGUAGGUGUUCCUUUUGCUGAGUUAACCUUGUGACCCCUAAGAGUGACCAGCAUCUAAUUUCUCCCAACAAAAUCACCCCUGAAUCAAACAUUAAGGUCAUGAGAAUACAGGAAAUGAUCACCCACUAAAGAAGUUCUUGAUUGUUAAACUAAUUCUCCUUGUCAGCACCUUAGGAAAUGUAUAGAGAACAGUAGGGAGAAUAUGCAUACUGAUGUUUGGUUGUAAAGGGUUAAGAGCACUGCAAUUAAGAAAGUGCCUGUCAUUACCUUUAUUACAGAUCACAAUUUGCGCUGAGACUCUAGCACAACUUACCUCUUCUUAGCGCUGCGUCAAUUUUUAACUCAUUGUCUCCUUGUAAAGGUUACAUUUGAAGGCGAGCACAGUGGAUACAGUCCGCACGGGGACAUAACGAUUGAUGAUAUCUCGUUCACACCGGAAUGCCGAGCUGCGCCACAAGGUACUGCGAAAUAAUUCUUGUCUUUCUUUUAGAAAGAUAGUUGUUGUCUUAUGAAUCGGUUUUUUAACGUCUUUUCUCGCAUUUCAGAAAACGUCACCUGCAAGGAUGGAACCCUACAGUGUGGAAGUGGCGAAUGUAUUCCUUUGUCCAAACAGUGUGACUUUACCGAUGACUGUUAUGACGGCUCGGACGAGUUAAACUGCGGUACGUUAUUCAAUUGAGCGGCCAUCUUUGACCUGCGCGUGCUAAAUACUUGUAAAAAUUUAAAUUUACAUGUAACUGAAUAUUACACUUUUAACACUAAACAGACGAAUAUAACCUCUGCAACUCGAGGCCAGUUGCAAAUGAGUUUGAACGCGAACAAGAAGUGAGAUGUGCCUAUAAUGAGAGGGUUUUUUUUUACUUUGAAACCUUUGGCUUUUCAGGUCUUCAAACACCCGGCCGGUGUGACUUUGAGGUCGACAUGUGUCACUGGCAAAACUUGACAGAUGAUGAUUUUGACUGGGAGAGACACACGGGAAGCACAGCAAGCUUUGACACUGGACCCUCUUACGACCACACUAAGGGCUACCGAGGGGCUGGUAAGUGACGGUUAUCGAAUGACAGGCAGCAACGGAGAAACUGAAGAUAAUCGAAAAGCGUAUAAAAGAGGGAUGGUGGGGGGGGGGAUGUUCAUGUGUCCCUCUACCCUUCCCUUCUAACUUACGGAAGGUGUUUUACGAUGAAAUCAUGUUUUCGCUCACGCUUAUCUCCUAUUCGUUUUUCGGUCGCUAUCUGUGGUUUUCCCCGAUUAUUUUAUUCACGAACUGUAAGUGUAAAAAUUUUUUAUAUGCUAACUUCCGGUGUGUUUGUGAAUCAAAAACAACAAAGAAGGAAAUAAACAAACAAACAAACAACGAUAACAAAAAGUAAAAAAAAUAUAUAUAUAUGUAUAUAUAUAUAGCCUUACCUCCAUCCUAGCAUCAGCACUGCAUUGAUGAGGCCCAGAAGGCCGAAACAGUACUGUCUGCAGUUAGUUAUAUAUAUAUAUAUAUAUAUAUAUAUAUAUAUAUAUAUAUACAGGAAGGAUAUGUCGUAGUUCUUUCUCAAGAAAACGGAAUAGAAAGUAGAACGGAAUUUUUACCGAUGCAAUUUAAAUCUCUUAGAAGAGCGUUUAAAUUUCUUCAUUCUUUAGGUCAUUACCUAUACAUAGAAGCAUCGAGUCCUCGAGCGCCAGGGCACAUAGCAAGGGUUAUCAGUCCGCAGUUUAUGUGGCAGAAUGUGGCCGGAUGCACGGUAAGUAUUAUUGGUCGAAUUUCUUUGCAUGUAGUAAUUGCGUCUCAUGCUUAAGAUUAUGACUUGUUAGGAGAUUUAACUUCCGAAGGUGCUGACAAGUAAAUCGUGUAAGGGCCUCGUAUAGUUUUGUGAAAUGCUUAUGUAUAUAAUCGUCUCGCGGUUUUGAAUACAAUGUAGGAUUUGAAGGUCGAAAGCGCAAUGUCUAGACUGGGUAAACUAACUCGCAUAGGUUUGAUUACCUCAAGUAGACCAUUCAAUUACAACCGGGCAAAAAGAAAUAUUUUAGACAUUUGCUACCACCUCAGGACAAAGAAUGGACUUAUUUUUUUUUUUGAGGAUUUCUCGCUUGUGACAAGACGAAAAAAACGUUCAUAAUUUUAUCUUUCUCAAAAAAAAAUCGGACAUUUCCAUUGGGCAGAAUGCCUAAUAUUCUCGCCACUUUUACUUGCAAAGGCUAAAAUAUAGUAGAUCUCUAAUAUUACCAGCAUAAAUAUGAAGGCUCUCAUUGGUCGAAGAUCACAUGCGCUCUCCUCUAAAGGGGAUAGUGCCUUAGCUUCAUAACUUGUCAAGGCGGAGCUAAGAGAAAAAGGCGUUGUAACCUGUUGUUUAAUCUAUUGUUUCUGAUAUGACACCUGACUGCAGUCUUGAUUCGUGAAAUAGAUCAUUUUAUUUUCUUUGUUUUUUUCAGCUUCGCUUUUAUUAUCACAUGAGAGGAUUGUGGGGAUUUAGAACCGUGGGAACACUGAGAGUCAUUUUGAGGAACACAAUCACUGGUGAUGAAACAUCUCCCUUGUGGCAAAAAUCUGGUAACCAAGGAAACCAGUGGCUCCGUGCAGACGUCAACAUAAAUACAAACUGGACAGUAUCUCAGGUGAGGCCUAGGGCACAGGUCGUUGUUGUGUUUUUUGUUUCUGUUCGUUGAUUUUCUCAAAAAUGAGAAAGAUAAUACAAAAACACCAACAUCAGCAGUUCACAAAAAAACAAAGCGAACAAAUGCCAAAAAAAUAGACAUAACAAAACAGUCGUUUGAAUGCACGCACAAAUAAAAACGCUAGUAAAUAUGGGAAUGUUGUAGGAUCGCGUCACGAAUAGGAUGUUAUUAAUUUUAACUUAAUUUACCGGUUUUGCACCAUUAUGAAAUCACCAUCAAAUUGAUUUUUCAACUCGUGUAGUUCAUUUGUCAGAUGUAACCAUUUUCUUUAUCGCUUCAAUUAGGCAUUAAAAUUAUUCGAUCAGUAAAAGAGUGUCGAGUUUAUAACAAAUGUUAGAUUUUAUUUUCGUAGGUAGCGUGAGUUGUGUCUUGGAUGUGUAUACCUUGGAAUUUUCCACACCUUAUAAAGUCAACUAACACACAUUUAAACUUCAGGUUAUCAUUGAAGCUGAGAGAGGCUACACAUUCCACGGUGAUAUUUCUAUUGAUGAUAUAUCCUUCUCGCCCCAGUGCUACCCGUCCGAAGGUAAGGAACAGUCUGUGAGCACUCGAUCGAUCACUCAUCACCCGGUUGUGAUUCCAUAACGUAUGGGUCUCUUUCAAGCAAGAGGGUUCUGUUUUGAAGGAAGUACAAAUCAGUGCAUUGUCUGCCAAUUUAUCUUUUGUGACUUUAUGUCAAGGCUCUCGAUGGUUUAUCACUAAUUUUUAACAGUAACAGCAGGCCUCUUAUUGAAGAUCAUUCUUUAAAGCGCUUAAAGCAAAGUGAUAAAUGCUAACAGUCUCUGGAUCAAUGUCAAUGUCUCAGCAACUGCUCACCUACCCCUUCCUAACCCAGCAACAAUUAACUGAGAACAAGUAAGGGUUAAUGUUGUGUUAGGGGAGGGGUAGGUUCGUAGUUGCUUAUGUACUGACUUUGAUCAUGGUUUCUUUGGAGAAGGUCGACCACCAAUAUCGCUACUAGAGCAACUCUAAAUGAUAUUAAAGCAUACUACACAAGGAUGUAAAGAAGAACACUGAAUCUCUUGUGCGGAAUCGAAGUACGAUGAGUACGUAUCAUUUUUAUCUUUCUUUUACUUUAGCCGUACACCUAUACAAGAAUUAUGACGUCCGUCUAACGGAUGGAAAAGCUGGCUCGUUCGAGGGACGCGUAGAGAUAUACCGUGUAGGUACCUGGGGCACAAUCUGUGAUGAUGGCUGGGGCCACGAUGAUGCCGAAGUCGUUUGCAAACAACUGGGGUACGGAGGAGCUAAAUACAUCCGUGCAGGUUCGCAUUUUGGCGAAGGAAGGGGUAUUAUUUGGUUGGAUGAUCUCGCUUGUUUUGGGAACGAGACAAGCCUCGGACGGUGUGCUCACAACGGUUGGGGGAGUCACGAUUGUACUCACUCACAAGAUGCUGGUGUCAUCUGCGAUAAAGGUACCAUAGGUCAGAUAAAACGAUAAUAAGCAAGUUUAACGCUCCCUCACUACUACACCUUACCCCCCCUUCCCUAAAAGUCUUUCUUUUUUUUCGGACAACGUAGGAAGUUCUAGACCGGAAGCUGAUCGAUCCCUUGUCGUAUUUAUUUAUCUGCGAUAUUCAGACAGACUAGCCUCGUUCAGCUUUAGAGCUGGUUUAACCCUUUAACUCCUAGAUCAAAUUUAUACUUCUCCUUACUGUCAACCGUACAAUUUUAUGAUGGUAGUUCAGAGAAUUUAGUAUCGGAUCAACUAAUUAUCCCAAAUUAAUAUUUUUCUUUAUUCUCAUCACUUAUCUGGUUGAUAUUGCAUUAAUAUUUUAAGGAAAAAUCUGUCUUGGUCACUCAUGGGAGUUAAAGGGUUAAAUUGUUGCCUGUAUAAACCAUAUUGCGCUGGAAGAAUGCAGACGAAAUUUCAUGAAAAUUUGUCCGAUAUUCUCCGAAAAUUUGCCGGUAUUUCGUUUGAAACCUCUCAAUUUUUCGAUUGAAUUUUUGAACAGACCAAACGGAGACGCGCGAAAAUUCGAACGAGAGCACGCAAAUUAGCUUAUCAAGGAAGAAAAUUGAAAAUUCUUAGUUACUUAGUUAUAAUGAAACGGAUGAACAGUUCAGCAAUUGCUUCGUUCAAGCUUAUGUUAUUUAUGUAAUUGUUUCUCUUGUUCUUCUCAUUACAACAUCUAGAUAGCGGUAGUACAAAAUCAUUAAGGCUACAGGACGGUAACACUACCAACAGUGGACGAGUAGAAAUAUAUCGCGGUGGCUCAUGGGAACCGAUUUGCUACGAUGGCUGGGAUAUCCAUGAUGCCUUUGUGGCGUGUCGACAGCUCGGUUUUCCUGGGGCCGAAAGCAUCACUUCUGAACCCGUGGGAAGCGUCACUCGCUCACUGAAAAAAGUGCAAUGUCGAGGAAAUGAAGAUACUUUGGGAGACUGUGCCAAUAAUGGUUGGAACGAGGGAAAUUGUAACUAUGGGUUUGCUGGCGUGAUUUGUUCUGGUAAGUCACUGGAGAAAAAAAAAUCACCUCACACAAGCUUAGCUUCCGGGUGCUAAUCGGGGUUUUUGCGGCAUGGAGCAGGGUACAAUGUCUUUUACUCUCCUGGAUCGCGGAUAACCGUUCAGUAUUUUUUCAGGUUCCCUUUACUGAAACUUACUAUAGAGGCGGUAAAAAACAGUUUUCUGUGACUAAACACAAACCACUUUUGUCUGACUUGUCAGUUUUGUUUAUUGUAGAGAGAGGAACAGCGGAAGGAAAUAUCCGACUCCGAGGCGGCAGCUCCGAGAGGGAGGGUCGUGUGGAAGUGUUUCACAGAGGAGAAUGGGGCACAGUUUGUGAUGACGCCUGGACAGAAGCAAAUUCGCGAGUCGUCUGCUAUGAGCUUGGUUUCACAAGCGUGAGGAAGGUUUAUCAGAGUUUUGGUCCCGGUAUUGGACGGGUGUGGCUGGACAGGGUCAACUGUCGUGGAAACGAGAGCGCUCUCGUCAAGUGUGGUAAUUCGGGAUGGGGAGUCACUUCUUGUAGGCACUCAGAAGAUGUUGGUGUUAUAUGCUCAGGUGUGUUUAACGAUUUGUGUAGCGGCCUUUUUUUGUAAAAUAAAAGAAUCCCACGAGAUGAAACGCCCAAAGAGUGUAUUCCCCGCAGUCAAAUGGAAAACUCCACAUGGAGUCAGUUGUCACGUGUGGUAUUUUUCAGCCAAAUCCACCUAAUAAGAUUUUUUAAAAAUUUUAAAUGCAGAUGGGUAGAUUUGGGAGGCAAGUUAUCAUUCGUGUAAAGAGUGGACAACUAGCUGCUGUCGAGGCUUCUCUGCAUAAUUUUCUCAGAGUGAAGGCGAUGUGUUGAUCUGCUCUCAAGAGUCUGUGUUGUCUGAUGAGUCACCUUAAAUACGUGGUUUACAAUAAGUGCAAACAGAAAGUUUAAUGGAAGUCACACACUUAAACCGCGUUUUAUUCAAAAAGUGAAUCGGUAUUCAUAUGUUUACUGUAGUGUAAAUCUUGGGCGACAUAUUACAAAAAUGUUUUUACAUGUUUCAUUUCUAAUGCAUACCUCCACCUAGCCUGAUUUUCUUACAUGUUGAUGACAGGGAAUAUUUGUUUCAUUUUCAGACGAAGCCUAUAUUGGUUGCUACAAAGAUACACAGAAUCAUGUUAUGAGCCAUGCACUUACAUCUUCAGGUAAACCUAGAUAAAACUCAUGUAAAUAAGUUCGGUACCGGUGAAAUGUUUUUUUCUUUAAAUUGUACGCCCCAUUUUCUGGGUUUUUCUUGGAAAUUUUAUGCUUUUCUAAUUGACCUUUUUCCCAACCAAGAUAUGACUCCGGUGAAGUGCAUACGUCGUUGUCAAAGCAAGGGCUUCAUGUACGCAGGAUUAGAGUGGGCUAAUGAAUGCUACUGUGGAGAUCACGUGAGUAGUUUACAUUCCCGUGGAGUUAGUUUCAAUCGCGUGUCGUAAAAUCCAUCCAAUGAGAGCAAAGAAAAAUAUUACAAUGAACCAGUGACGACUCAAAAUAAAAAAAGCAAACUGAACUCGCGGGAAAAUGCGUGGACUUAAAUCACGAUAGACGUCAUUUUAGCAUCUGAAAGGUUGACGCUUUGGCGAGAGUUUGUUAGUGAAACGAAACAAAGCAGUCCUGGAUGACUUUUUAAACCCAAUUGAAGGUUGCAAGAUGACAUGCAAAGUAAUCCUCAUAACUAUUUUUCUUUGUUACUGAUGCAGAAAGCCACCGAAAAAUCAAAUGCAAAAAAUGGAAAAAAUAACGAGAUUUUAAGGUAUAUUUUCUGGUAAACUUGAAAAAAAUUUGUGCUUGCAGUUUGACAGAUACGGUAAUUCUACUUCAUGCCAUUUGCCAUGUCUUGGUGACGCCAGUAAAGUCUGUGGAGGGACCUGGGCACUAUCUGUUUAUCAUACAGGUAAAAAGACGUUUGUCAGUGGGUUGAUUGAUGCUGAAGUUAAAUACCUCCAGCCUUUGAAAACUACGUCGUAUAAAUUACACGUUAGUGAGAUUGUCGGAAAGGAUUGUUUUUGAGAAAGGGGCUUUCCAAUCAAACGUAUCGUGCAGUGAAGUAUAAAAAAUAAUAUUUAAGAUUUCAAGAUAUCUUUUGAGGCCUCUAACAGUACUGAGACGAUCGAAUAAGCAGGUGUGCGUCUCAGUGGAAAUUGAAUCAACUUGGCCGUGAUUUGAGAAUCGUUGAGAUAAUUAAAUCAUCACCAUGCAUUUUUGUUCUUAUGAUGAUGAUGCUAAUGCUUAUUGUUGUUAUUAUUAUUUUUAAAAUUUUAUUUUUUUUAUUUUUUUUUAUUUUCCGAACUUUUGAUGAAGAUUUUUUUUCCUUCUAGAUCCAGCGAUAGUACCAACCCAAAUUCCAGGUUACAGCCCUGUCACACAGAGUAAUUAUUGUUGUUGUUUUCAUUAUUCAAGCGUUUGAUUUGUUUUUUCGCUUCGCUGUCACUGCUAGUUGGCUUUUAUCUUAACUUGAUUGUCUGAUUAUCUGACUGACCGACCGAAUGGUCGACCGUGUGACCGAGUGACCAAGUGACCGAGUGACCGAGUGACCGAGUGACCGAGUGACCGAGUGACCGAGUGACCGAGUGACCGAGUGACCGAGUGACCAAGUGACCCACUGAGUGGCCGACUGACCGACCGACUGACCGACCGACUGACCGACGGAGUGGCCGACUGGCGAAUUGACAGACUCUCUGAAGGACAUACUGAUGAGCGAACUAACCAGCUUACCGUGAACCUGACUCUUGGAAAGUCGCACGGGUUGUUUACUCACUGACUGUCUACUCAGACAUAUUUGUCUACCUGCAAAAAGAUCCUUUGAAAAUGUUUAAAAUGUUGAAGAGUUGCAUAUUGAUCUUUUAGGCUGUACAAGACGUUUUACCGCCAUUUUACAAUGGCGAUAUCAAAUUCCUGAUAAGUACUACGCUGGAGAUCAUAGCAAGGGUUGGAUAUCAUCGCCAGCCUUCCCGAACAAAUACUACCAUAAUACUGUUUGCAUCUGGGUUCUAAACUUACAGCCUGGCACACAAGCAAAGGUCACUUUUAAAUAUUUUCAGACAGGUGAGUUCAGAUGCUGAAAAAAAAAUGGUUUUUAAGGACACUUGUUUCUACCAAAAGUUCUGCCACUGUGUUGAUCAAAAGAAAUUCCUCGAACAAAAUUUACUCGCAAUAAAGUUUUAUCAAAGGAAAAAUAUCAGGAAAAACGAGAAAUAAAAAUUCGAUAUUGCCAAUAGUUCCUCGGAAAGCGUUGAAAUGAAGUACAAUGAAUUCGCACUCUUAUACUGUGUAUGUGUCGAUUGAAUUAGCGUACCACUUUCAUUUUUUAAUCGAUGGAUUUUAUUUUUCCUUUUUUUAGAACAACAUUACGACCGUGUUGAAAUAAGGGACGGCGACAAAGACUAUUCAGAGCCCAUAGUGGAAUUCAGCGGAAAUGUUACCCAUUCAGUAACUGCCUCAGGCAAUGUGAUGUGGAUUAAAUUUAACGCUGAUUCCUCUGUAACCUAUAAAGGUUUCAACCUUACAUACGAAGCUGUUGGUAAGUUAGCUCGUGUAUCCUACAACUUCUUAGUGUACUUAAACCGAUAGGAGCGGUGUAUCUUUAAAAACGUAAGAACUAAAUAGUUAUGUCGAAUCGUUCUUGAUGCACCUAGAGCGCCCUAGCGCACAUAAGCAAGGGGCUUAUAUAGAUUCUGUGCGUUAGUUGUCAGGCCUCCGCGUUCCGCCCGCAUAUGCUAGUGUCUAACGUUAAGUUUUUGUUACAGCUGGACCCACAGUUAUUCCAACGACCUCAUCGAUGAGCACAACUAUUCCGCCCUCACAACUACCACUUUAUCAAAUGGUGGAGGGAGGUAGGUAGUUUCCUUACAGUUUUGUCCUCAAAUAUUUCUAUAUUCUAUUAAAGAAAAAAUAUUAGUCUAUUUGUUAAGUAUACUUAAUGUGGUUUUUGAUUCAUUUAUGAUGGCUUUUCUACUGCGCAUCUUCAUAGCAGUGGUAAAUAAUGCCGUCUACUCACAAUGGAACCUAUUUUCUUAAAGGAUGUAACGGUAUAUCACACCCUGUGAACACAACAUUUGGGUACUUGGACAAGUAUCAUAGCAGUGGGUUUGUUCAAAGUCCAAACCAUCCCUCAAAUUAUGACAACAAUCUGCUCUGCCGCUGGCUUAUACGAGUUGCCCCUGGUUACCGAAUACACUUGACAGUAAAGAAAGAGGACGUCGAUCAUGAAGCUCAUGCAGGUGGACUGGGCGACGAACUGCGCGUGGAGGACGAAACGUCAGUCAAGAGUUCUAGCGAUUUCUCGGUGCCUUGGUCAUUUUUGUCAAAAGGAUCUUUAGUACGUUUGGUGUUCGUGACUGACUCAGCGAACACUGGAAAAGGAUUUUAUCUCAAAUAUAUAAGAGGUUGGUGGAAUUUUUUUCGUGGUUGGAAAAUUUAGCUGUUUUUCUUUGGCGUACUUGAUAUAGUGAGGAACACGGUGGUUAAGGGGAUUACAACCGAACUCUGGACCGUGAGGACCUGGUUCGAGUCCUGGUGUAAUCAUUGUGUUGUGUCCUCAGGCACAGAGACACUUAACACUCGCUAAACACACGCUCGUGUAGACGCGCCAAUAACGAGUGCGUGCGCGCUGGCAAGGUGAAGUAGCAAUCCUCCCGGCAUAAUCGCUUCCUGCUACAAUAAUCGUGAAAAGCUCGGCUUUGAACGGGUCACGUCACUCUUAUUCCUAGCCUUAGCUUUGCCAAUACAUGAAAUAGCAACGGCAGAGGAUACUUUUGCGUCUGUGUAAACUUUGCGCGAUCUUUGUGCUUUUGUGUCACUUUGUGUCAUGUUCUGUAUGUAUUCUUGUCGUAAUUGUCGCUUGUAUAGGAUUAUAAUUUGUAUUGUUUCCGAUAAAAACCUGCACGGCCACGCCGGCAACUCUAGGCUUUGUCCUUGAUUCCGCACUGCUGGUCUUGCAUGUGUCUUGCAAUGAAAUGCUCACAGUUAACAUUUGCUCAAGACAAUAACGUCACGCACAUGCACUCGGAUAAUUUGAAACUGGUUGGCUUUUGUUGUUGUUGUUGUUAAGGUUUUAUUCAAAUUCAAAUUAAUAAUAAAAUUUCAAACAAAAAUUAAACCAUACUCCUGUUAACACUAACAAAUAGCUAUAUCAAAAGAUAAACGAUUCUGAGCAUAUAUACUUAAAACUUCUGUUUCACACUUGGUUGAGCUGGGUUAUGUUUCUCAAGAGUUCUCGUUUGAUAUAGAGUGGUUAAUUUUGCAAAGGCAUAGUAUGGUAAUUUUGAAAUAUCCAGCACAAGAUUCUGUAUCUAUGUGUGCUGAUAUACGUUUUUCUGUUCCCUUGCUCAUUUGAUCAUCAUCAAAUAAACUAGAUUCUUGAUUAAAAUCUUCACUGAAAUUGCGGUGAGAUAAUUUCCUAGAGACCUCUCUUAAAAUUGUCUGCUGUGAAUGACAUGAACAACCAAGGUAGUUAUACUUGUAAAUAUUAGACUCAUAGCGACAUCCAUUUUCAUCACUUGUCUGCGAUGUGAAAUGUCAGAAAGUCAGCUGUUGCCUUAAAAUUCCCUUUAAAUGCUAACCUCGCAUCGUCGAUCUCACCGCCAGAUUCGUCGAAGCUCCUAAACUCUGUGCUGUUUUUAUCUCAACCAUCUUUCGACACAAGUUAGCAAAUGCGUUUCUGGUGCAUCAAGUCAAAAAAUAUUGGUAAAAGUCGUAGGAAAGAAAAUCCGAAAAACGAAUUAAAAACUUAAAAAAUACAAGUCCUUGUUAACGUUUUUGCAGAGUGUUAUUAGGUACGCGAUGAGAUUCUGUGAGAAAUGAGUUUUAGAAAACAUGAAAUUUUCACCUAAGUUUUCCUCAUGAGGUUUUCCAGCACGCUUCGACUUCUUACACUAGAUGCAGUUUUCAUGAAAUGUUAAAGCUGAGCAUACACGAGUUAAUUGCAGACUAAAAUGCGUUAGCUAAUCAUAGGUUUCUACGCGUAAUCUCUCAACCUUCCUAACUUGUGAAGAUACUGUCUCUGUGUAGUUCAGUCCUCUUGCUUGCACCACUUCAUUUUAUUUCAUCAUCAGCCGAAAAAUACAUGGUCCUGUUUUGCAAGAUUUGAUUAAGUUUCCCGUUUUUAACACAUUUGUUCACGUUUAGUUAAUAUUAGUGAUGAGAGCGUGACUACGCACAUGCCGCCAACGACCAGCCAGACGACCUCGACAGGUAAAAAAAUGUCCCUUUUUUCUGCAUGCUUUUCGCCGUGCAUGAUGGGGAAUCACACCCAGAAGUUGUAGGCGCAGCCAAUGUAGACGGAGAAAAUUCAGGUUUCGUUUACACGUGUCCAUUUGCUUUUGUAAACGCGAACAAAAUUCGUUCGUUCACAGGAUUCCUAGGAAGAUCUCGUUAUGGAAGUUUAAUCUACCUGUCCUCCCCUCUCCUUACAUUACCCAACUAACCAUAACAUUAAACAAAUUAUUGGUAAUUAAUUCUUAACCAGUUUUGUUAAAUGAACUCUCGUGACAAAACAUAUUCGUAAGCUGAAGGCUUCUUAAACAGUAUCUGUCGGAAGUGAAUCUUGCCUUCCGCUAAUUUUUACUUACAAUCUUGCCGUAAUAUCUACGUACAGCCAUAUUAAUCCAGCCGUCCUCAAACACACCGAUAGUUUUAACAUCUACAGUCCAGACGACGAACUCUACUGACAGAGGUAUAAGAUUUUAAUUGACCAAAUAAUCAAAUGAUAAAGCGAAAAAAAAAAACUGAGUGUCACUUUGAUUAGUCAUAAUUAACAUCGAUUUAGCCCCAAUUGCUAGAGACUCGAUGGAUGUAUGGUCAAUCUUUAAAACUGAUUGUUAGGAUAACAAGGAAACGCUUUAGAUGUGUGUCUUUAAAGUCAAUUUGGGAUGAGGGUGGCAGUAAAAGUAAAUCCCCGUAUCGGGCUGUUAAUUAUUACAUCAUAUAAGGCUCCAUGUAACGUUAUCCGCAUAUUAUUUAAAAAAUUAUUAAAAGAAAAAUGAUAACAAAAUUAUGUUGAUCACAACGGUUGUUAAUUAUUACAUCAUAUAAGGCUCCAUGUAACGUUAUCCGCAUAUUAUUUAAAAAAUUAUUAAAAGAAAAAUGAUAACAAAAUUAUGUGGAUCACAACGGUGACAGUGUUCUUUUAUUUUGAGGAUAUAAUUCUUUCUGUAUAAUUGCUCAGAUGAUAACCAUAACUACAUUUUCUUGAAUUGUUUCUCCAAUAACACCAAAACAUCGUGUAGUGAUCAUAUUUAAAAUUACUGCUUCAGUAUUAUAGCCACCUCGCGCAAAGAGAUCGGUCGAUACCUACCACCAAGUCUCGACCAAUCAGAGAGCAGGCAUUUCUUAAACCAUCUUAGCAAUUAUACUAAAAAAAUUGAUAAAUAUGAAAGCAUCGGUCUUAACUAUAAAACAAUUUGUUUGCUUUGUUUCGCAUCGAUUGCUUAACGUUACGAACAGGAACGAUUCAUCAGACAGACAAAACCAUGACAACAUUCAACAACGUCUUGCCAACCUCCACCAUUCUGACGUCAUCUACAUUGAUUAACCUCAAACCAACAUCCGCUAAAGGUAAUGUUAAUGAUUACCUUUUGCUUCAUAGUUUUCUACUCUGAUAUCACUAGUAAGAUAUGUCUAAAACAAGUCUAAAAUCUUGGUGCACACGAGCCAAUUUGUACCUGACUCUUUGGUUAGUUUGCGUAAAAUUUGUUGAAUCACAAAUGUUGGGCGUUUAGCUUAGGUUGGAACUGGCUGACUCGGUUGAUUUGCAUAAUAAUGAAUACGGCUUUUUCAAGAUUUUUCCGUAUUUUUUUCCGAUUAUAAUUUUUUUUUAAUGAAAACCUUGUCAGAAAAGGAGAUAAUCCAUAAAUCACCUAAACAUAAGACAACGUGUGUUGGGAAACGUUCCGAUUGACAUCCGAUUGACAUCCGAUUGACUCAAACUUACUGAAGCAGUCUUAUAUUAAUUAAAUGUUUAACCAGGCAAGAACCUCCUCCAUCUAUUACUAUGUAGUGCGCGUUGUCCCGCUUCUGUUUGUUGCUUGUACCGUGCUCUUCUUUUUGUUAACUACGUUUUUAGCGUUGUUUUGCUAUCGUAGUGAUUUCUGCUAGUCUGAAUGUGGGCCAAUUAAUUUUAAUUUUACUAAGCCUGUAGGUAUUUGAAAAUCUGAAUAUGCCUCAGUUUUUUGGUUGUAUUAUGUUACAGUUGCAGAACUUCUUCAGCGUACAAAACACGCUUCCUUCUAUCUAAGACGUGAAACAAAGAAUUGCCAUUAAAAUACAUACACUCAUACGAAAACUCGUUUCAAAACCCUUAGUCUGUUCAGAGAUCUUCUUUUUUCACACUUUUCUAGAGUAUGAACGAAACAAGAGCCGCUGAGGAUUUGACGAACGAGAACGCAGGGGAUGGGGAGCUGGGAGAAAGACUAUGCCCCAUUCUGCAUUUGUUCUUGUGUCCUGCGACUAAAAAUGACUACAAGUGCUUCUUAAUACUUUGAGCCUUUGUGGCAUUUUGAAGCUCAGCUAUCUGAAGUCUUGUUUGUUUUUCUGUUCCUUAGUUCCUCUAACUGAAACAGAGCCGCCUGCGACACGUGAAGAGAACACUCUAGAGAAGCAAAAAGGUUGUUAGUUGUUUUUUUCCUUUUUAAUUGACAUUUGCGACAUUUCAUGCGGAAGCUCAAUUACACCAGGUCUUUCCUCAAACGCAUGUAAAAGCAAUCAUAGAAAAACGGAAUAUUUGAGAAUUAACUUUUGUUACAUGUUAUUCUGUGUAUUUUCGGUACCACCUUUAUUUUUUCUUAAUUCGCCCGUAGCAGCUUCCCUUUGGCACAAAAAAGGUGCACAUUAGCCUUGAAUGCAAUCUGAUCCUCAUCUUCUUGGAACGAAGGUUUCUCAACAGAGAAAAUUUCCGCCAGUAAUAAGUGCAUAUUAUCUUUUCCUCAAAGGGCACGGUAGUGAAUCCUGCAACCUGAUUGGUUCUUAGUGCGAUCCAGAUUUUCCUCUCUCUGCCCACGGGCACGGUAACGCUUUGGAAAGUCGCCGAGUACAUCCUUAGCUUCGUUAUUGUUUUUAAGCAAAUCAAGCUGAUUAAUACCUCAAGACCUCGGCACAGUUUUACACAAUACGGACCGAACUAGGCUGGUGAAUAACAUAGAUAUAUUUCGCACCAAUGGGAAUCUACUUUUUGUACAUGAACAUGAUUUAUCAUUUCCGUCAAUCCAGAAAUUCUUAAUUCUAUCCCUUUGUUUCAGACUCUCGCCAGGAUGCCAUGAGUGGCGGCACCAUUGCUUCCAUCGUUGUUCCCGUUUUGCUGGUGAUCUUAGCGGUGAUUAUUAUCAUACUGAUACUGGUUCGUUUAAAAAAGAAGAAGAGACAAAAUCAAGGAGGUAAGGAGAGGACAAGUGUGUACUGUGAGUGCCAUACUAUGAGUGCCAUACUGUGAGUGCCAUACUGUGAGUGCCAUACUGUGAGGCCGGUGUGCAUUUUAUUUUGAUUAGCUAACCAAGGUCGUGUUUAUUGAGAGAAACCUUUGAAAAUGGAACAGUUCCAGAUUGAAUCACUUAUCAUUUUACAAAAGAACACUUCACCAACCGUUUCCGCUCAAAACGUGGUAACUUCUGAAAAUUGGAAAUAGUUAUCAGAAACCUUGUCCGCGUUCUCAGGUUGAAGGAGGAUAUAACAGCGGUCAGUUUUCGUGAUCUCUGACCAUCGAAAAACUUGGCGUAUUAGCUAUUCUGUGGAUUUGAAGGCGAUAUAAAUAUCCUAAAUCGUUGAUGUCUAGUGAAUCAUACGAGCAAGAGUUACUUGAAUUUUUUUUUUUUUUUGGCAACGAGAUUUGAUACCAACAGCGGUCAAAAGUCGGACACGCGCAAGGAGAUCAAUUUUGGACGGCGACGCGCCAAUUUCUCGGGGAAAAUUGUAAAGGAAAACAUUAAGUAACAACCGCUGUCUUAGCAAUCUGCAAAAGGAAUCAAAACAAGGGGAACGGAAAACUCGAGACUUUUCAAACACAAAGCUUAUUUAAGUACGGGUAUCUUGUUGAUUUACCGGUCUCUUUUGAGUUUUAUCAAAAAUGGUUCUCCGCUUUUAAAACACCGUGACUCACUGGCUUGUGUAGUUGUUAGUAACUUGUCUGAGACGACUUCGUUUUAAGAGACUUAAAGCACUACACCCGGUCAGUUCGUGCGUAGACGUUUUAUCGUUGUGUACUCCACGUGCGGGAAAUAAGAGCUCUCGCUACUUAAAAUUUUUGAACCAUCUCUAUCGCCUAAAUAAAGAAAGAUCUAUUUAAACUCGAUUACUAGAAUGCGUAAUAAAGAGAAUGAGCCCGAAAAACCUAGAGCGGUUGAUCUCGAUAGAAUACGAUUUUUUCCCUCAUGUACGUGCCUUUUUCCUUGUCAAACCACCCCCAAUUUCCAGUGCGGGUUUUUCGAAUAUUAGUAUCUAGGACAUGGCGUUCAAAUAUCCUACUAAUAUGCUCUGGGGAGAGCAGGCGUCGUCUCUAGCGAUUUUAGCAGCCAUAUGGCGCGCCUUUAGAAAACAGUUUUGGUCACGAAUUGUCCAUAAAUCUUCACUCGUUUUUUCCCUCUGAUCUUGGUUUCUUUUAUUCUAUCUGUAAAAUAACUUUUUUUACUUUUUAUCGAUGCAUCUGGUAGAAAAAUGACGAUUUUGUUUCAUUUUUUUUCAUUUCAAGUUCGUCACGGGUUUUGUAACGAAUCGUACGGCGAUGGGGAAUCAAUCCGCAUGCAGACGUCCCCGAGAACACGAGAAACCUCCCAAGCAGUAACUGCCAAUCAGAACCAAACUCCAGCACUCGCCUUACCUGCCCAAGAACCCACUGCUUACUUUACAGGUAAGGGUUCUAUUUUGCCAGGUUUAUAUAAGAUUGAGAGCGCGGUUUGUCAAUUUAACACUUUGACGUGACCAAAAGGAGCGCGAUGUAUCGCCGACAUGUUAGAAAUGUGCAUUUAUCGUUUUCAUUCAUUUUUUUUUUCAUUUUUUGCGCACGUCCCGACCGCGGCGGCCCGUGUUCAAUUCCCAAUCCUGGAUCUUACUUCUCAUGUAGCUUGAGUUCCUUAAUUGUUGUAUUCCUCCUUUGAGUUUCUGCCCGAUGCUCAAGUUUUGUACCCCCAAAAUAAAAGUUGACAAACAUACAUACCUAAGAAGAGACAAAAUACCAUAUUCCAAGUGUGUUUCUAAGCUUUGGUCUUGUCUCUCUCUACAGCUGCACCUCCUCCAUAUAGUCAAACAGCUUCCGGGGACUAUUUCGUACCUUUCGCUGCUCCUUACGGAGGAGGAAUAGGAAUAGCCCCAGUAGGAAUCGAGAACCCCGGUUACGCUCAGCUGUACUCAGCUCCUCCUGCUUACGAGGCCUCCGUACGGCAGGCAGCCAACUCUACAACAGCAACGGGAAUUGGGUCGGUGACAAGUCUGAGGGAGGCCGCAAAAGAUGAUGGGUAGGUUUACAGGUCAUUUUUGCAUAAUACCAUAGACAGAUAAUUGUUCAAGAUGUUCGAUAGUGAAAGGUGAUUGAUUCAGUUGUCACAAGUCUGCAUCCCUGAGAGAAAUUGAACCCGAUACAGCCAGACUGAGCUUUUUGACGAGAUUGGUUAUUUACUGAAUCCAUGUAUGACCUGCCAUUGCCAGCCAAUUUCAUUAAUAAUUUUGGAAACUUCUUGCCUGACGAAAGAAAGAGAAUACGCUUUUGUUACCUUUGGGCCUUAUAUUUUACAGCUACUUGGGAUGCUCUUUUAUGCAAACUGACAUCUUUUUAUCACAGGGCAUUCAACUUAUUUCAUUCACAUGUAUGAUUUUGGUACAUUCGCGGUCACUGAUUCAUCACUUCAGGGUUUAUUGCGAAACAUCUCAAUGACCAGUUGGUAGAGUACUGCACCGAUAUCGCAGAGGUCAUGAGUUCAAAUCUCGUACAGGCCUGAAUUUGUUUUAGGCCUUAUUUUCACUACAGCUCAAGUAGUGUUCAUUAUUUCGAAGAUCGUUUUCAUAUUCAUUUUUUAAACCCCAGUUCACUUCUGUGAUUUUCGUAUACUCACAGUCACAGAGCAUUGAAAUUUCAAGCAGCUGGCCCUCUAUCCACGACAACAAACCCUAGGCUCGACAUGUUUCUCCCCAACCUACCCCACCUUGAUAGUGAACGGUCCUUGCUCUGUUGUAAAUUAGCUUGUUCCAGGCGUUCAGUCUCUGAAACGAGGCGCGAGAGUAAACGGCGCUAUAGUAGCGAAGGAGUGAUAAACGAGAGAGGUUUGGGUCGGGUCGCAUAAAGAACGUGCUUUGCCGCUACUAUCACGUCGUUUGCUAUUUUGCACUUGCUGAACACUGUCAACAGCUUUAUUGUAAGCUAAUUCUUCAACAGCUCAUGGAUCGUCUCAACAAAGAGCGAACUCCGUAUUUAGGCUGGUCAAAUCUAAUCUAAAUUAACAAUUUCCAUACCUAGUACACAACACAAGAUUUAUAUCGUAAACCAAAAUAAUUUAAGGCAGUUAUCACUUGAUUUGUCCAGAACUGGACAGAGGAAAACAGCCGAGUGUCUUUUAAAAAUUUUAAUUCACGGCCCCUGAUUCGCUGGCUUGAUACUCCUCCACUGUUCCACAGCUAGUUUUAAUUAUAGUUGAAAUUGUUUCUAUCUUGCAGAGCCCUAGUGUUAAAUGGUCUUGCUGCUCCUGGUAAGCUAUUUAGACAAAUUAGAGCAAACUAGUUUCGAAAUUUGUCCUCAUUUUAUGACAUAGAGGCCGUCUUAAAAUUAUCUGCUCUAAAUUCUCCAAACUCCAUAUGGAGACUUUAAGAACGAGUUUAAUUUUGUCUUGCGAAUACGGAUUCCAUUUUACUUUGUGCUCUAACAGAAAAUGGGUAGAAAAUUUGUAUCGCACCGUCCAGCCUCUGUUCUCUCCAUGAAAUCUUUCACAAGGUUUCAUCACCGUUUCCGUUGUGUUUUACUUUGACUCUCUUCUGCUGGCCAAAUAGGUUUCGCAAGAUGUCUUUGUUUUUGGUUAUUAUUAAUUACACUUUGUGGAUAUCUUCUAGGCGCAGUUUAUGCUCCGCUUACCAGAGCAGUCCUUCCUCCCAUACGGGGCACUCAACCGACAGGUGAUCCUGUAAAGAAACAGGCUCCCGAAGAGGAAGAAGCCGGUUAGUUGGCUACAGCUACAGAAGGCUUUAUUGUAGACCUUUCUUUUUUUUUCCACUUUUUUUCGAGUGAUGCCUAGUUCAUUUAUUAAUUUAAUCUCUUGCAUUAAUUAUCUCUCAGGCCCCCUGCCUGAAAAACCUCCGCUGACCGUUGAACAUCUUCCUGAGCCGUCGGCUCCCCCCAGGCCCCCAUCGGCUACCUCUCAAGUCCGGCUAGUGAGUCCUGCGUCUCCAUCGGAAGCGGCAAUGGAAUUUGACACCGAAGUACCCUUCGAAUUCCUUUGUCCAAUCACAAAUAAGAUCAUGUCAGAUCCCGUAAAAGCAUCUGAUGGUUACAAUUACGAGCGCAAAGCUAUUCGUCGUUGGUUCCGAAAGAAGCGAAGUAGUCCGAUGACUAACGAGACCUUGACGGAUUUUGAAGUUCGGUCCAACGCUGAGCUACGAAGCCAAAUCGAACGUUUUGUGGCAAAUCAUUCUGUUGUGUGACACUGUGUUGAGUUUUAGCUUGCAGAAUAGGCGGGUUGAGUGUAUAUAGAGUUUUUCUCAGUGGGCCUUUUUUUUUUUUUUUUUAAUUUUGCUCAAGGUUUGUUUAGUCAUAAAUUUGUGUCCAACGCACGCUGACCGGUCAGCGUUGAAUAUUCAGAUUGGUCCUCCCGACCGAUCAGAUAAAAGAUUACGUACUCCUUAACAGCCUUCAUUGCCUUUCAGUGGCUGGUAACCUCAUAAUAACCGUCACAAAAUGAACGUCAGUGUAUAUUUGGAUAGCGUGGUGAAGACUACUGAAAACAAUCGCAAAUUGAAAACAUUUUUUUCGCUUCAGUUUCCGAAACGGCCCGUCUCGGUAGAUGAAGAACGCCACAGAGACAUGCAUUAUCCGCUCAGCAUAGUCGCUUUCUUAAAAUAAGAUAUAAAUACGCACUCAAAACUCCAUUGCUCUAUUGACGCUAAGUAAGUAAAUAAAGUUUUUUCUCGUAUUUGUUGUUUAUGAAUACAGUGUAUAUGUGUUCGUCAUGAAUAUUUUCUCUUGUGUUACUGAAAGAGGUCAAUGGCUGUUUGGUCCCCAGUUUUAUCGGAUAUAAAACAGAGUAGUUAUUUGGGGGACUGGGGAAGAGCAAGCUUUGUAAGAUGAAUGGCGUGUUGAUAAUCUAAAGGCCGUUGGAAUCUCGGCAAAAUAUCUUAUUGAUAAAUGAAUGGUAGGUUGUUGCUAGUGGUAACAAUUAUUCACGAGACUCACCCGAGCAAGCAGUCUGUUUUGGGACGUCAUGAGAAACGACUGAGAAAAAUAUGUUUCCCUUACUAAAUUUGAUCUGCUCUAUUUGAUUGGUAUCUUAAUAUUAGAAUGAUCUUAAGAAUGACUUCGAGUUUUGGUAGCAUUUCCUAAUCUUGUCAACGUGUAUUAAUUUAUUUUUCUGAAUGAGCCAUAACCUACAGUUGUGUAAAGUUGUGUAGAGUUUAGAAAUGAAGUGUUUUAGAAUAUUUGUGAAGAAACUUUAAGUUUCACGUGUGUUUCGUUUUAUUUGUAUGGCCUAAAGGCAUUUUGUAACAAGCUAUAUAUAAGAAAUAUCUUGCCUGUGUAAUUUUAUAAAAGAUUUCUUAAAAUG
Molecule: messenger RNA, 31047 nt
Organism: Pocillopora meandrina
Lineage: Eukaryota; Metazoa; Cnidaria; Anthozoa; Scleractinia; Pocilloporidae
Source: the annotation of a GenBank genome assembly